Didymodactylos carnosus is the source of this 954-nucleotide messenger RNA. The record is from the annotation of a GenBank genome assembly. Lineage: Eukaryota; Metazoa; Rotifera; Eurotatoria; Philodinida; Philodinidae.
AUGGAAUCGACUUUAAUAUGGUUAUGGAAUAAUUUGAUACAUUAUUUCAUUUUAUUAACUCAACAUUUUAAUUUAGAUGUAAUUUAUUUAGCCUGGUUAUGGGGAUUAUUUAAACCACUUUGUCUAGUUUUAUUAGCAUUAUGGUUAUUACCAGCCACAAUUUUAUUAUUUCUAUAUGGUUCAUCUCUGUUUCUACUUAUUUACAAACAUUGGAAUCGUUUAAAAGCUGCUUAUUCGGAAGAUUUAUGGUUUGGUGCGAUCAAUACAUUAGCCGUCUUCUGGGAACUUCAAGCAACCAUAUGGCAUGGCUAUGAAGUUGAAGGACUCGAACACAUUCCAGUGAAAGGACCAGUUUUGAUUAUUUUUUAUCAUGCUGCAAUACCAAUUGAUUUUUAUUAUUUAUAUACAAAAAUAUGGCUUUACAGAAAUCGUCGAGUACGAGUUGUUGUCGAUAAAUUUGUUUUUAAAAUACCAGGUUUAGCCACAUUGUUAGAAGCGCUCGAAAUUCAACCAGCAACAGCAGCAAUGUGUAAAUUAAUGUUAGAUGAAGGACAUGUACUCGCAGUAAGUGGUGUACGUGAAGCACUAUUUAGUGAUAAUAAUUAUCAGUUAAUCUGGAAAGAUCGAAAAGGAUUUGCUAAACUUGCAAUCGAUGCGAAAGUACCAAUUAUUCCUAUGUUUACAAAAAAUUGUCGGGAAGCAUUUCGUAGCGUGUCGUGUGGUCGACGUCUACUUCGUUAUAUUUAUGAGAAGACAAGACUACCACUAGUACCCAUUUACGGCAUGUUUCCAGUUAAAAUGAAAACGUACCUGGGCAAACCGAUUAUACAUGAUCCAUCCCAAACACCAGAAGAAUUGGCAAAAAAGGUUCGUGAGUCAAUUGAACAAAUGAUUGAUACAUACCAACGUCGUCCUGGUAGUAUUAUAAAAGCAUUUUUCGAUCGUUUUUUUUAA